Messenger RNA from Cylicocyclus nassatus, 496 nucleotides. The record is from the annotation of a GenBank genome assembly. Lineage: Eukaryota; Metazoa; Nematoda; Chromadorea; Rhabditida; Strongylidae.
UAGUGUGUUCUCCAUAUACGAUAGCAUUGUGCACAUUCAUAAGUGCUUCAAUGGUACCCUUUCAGACAGUAACUCUUUCUGAAAGCCAUGAAACUUCUGCUCGCAUUAUUGGCAGUAAUCGUACUGGCAGAAGGGUGGGAUCUACCCACAUGCGACACCUGCAAAAAGUGGAUCGACUACAUGAGAGAACACGUCAUAACAGCUGAGACUGAUCUUGAUGAGAAGGUGGACGAAUUCUGCACGACAUACACUCUGCCCUUCCUCACAAGUGCAUGCAAAGUCCUAUUGAAGGAAAAUAUGCCGUUCAUACUUGAGAAGAUGAAGGAACAUCUUGAAUCGCAGGAAGUAUGCGCUGCCAUCAAAUUGUGCUGAAGAAGAAAGUUUACUCAAAACUUACAAUAAACUUCUAAACUCUUCUCCACCGAAGAGUCCUUACCAUCAGAAUUGAGCAAUAAACCAUCUCAAACACAUGGCUUGAAAAUAAUUACACUGUUUG